AUGCAAGCCAAACGUCUGAACAGAAAAUUGAUUUAUUACUUUUUUAAAGUCCGGGGACGCGGACGGAAAAGGACAGGAACAGCGAAGUGGUCGCGUCUCGCCGUCAUUGCCGUCCUCGAACUGGGUCGUCGUCGUCGCUUUGAAAUUCAAAACAAGACCACGCCGAUAUGCCGGUGCCGUCUCGGAUUUAAAGUCGGACCGCCGUUAUCACGCUCGUUAGACUCGGCGAAAUUAAAUCUCUUUAACGAGUCGGAAAUUCACCGUCUAAAAAAAAACGGUGGGAAAGGUGAGACAAAAGAAAUAUCCGCAGAAGAAGAAGAAGAAAAAGAAGAAGAAGAGAAGUCCCUGGCAGGGAAGAGGGAAAAGAGAUUAUUAAAGAAGGCGGAGGAAGAAGAGCCGGAAAUUCAACGGCGCUCUAACUUGAGAAGAAGGUUUUUCGAUGGCCACGACAACGUUAAGGCCGACGACGCCGACUCCGAGAUUGGAAAUGACGCCCAGCGAUUCUUCCGACACCUGAGUCAUCCCGAUACUUCCGGAGCGGCCGUUUAUCGGAACAACGGCCAUUCAUGGAUCCGCGAUAAUCGCAUCGAAGGACGCCUCGAGGCCUUUCUUGAAGGAAUUCCAGAGAGAAUUCCGAGCUCGUCGCUUGCCUAUUUUCUCGAACUGGCUGGUAUUCUUUUGGGGAAAUAAACGAGAGAGGGAGAGAGAGAGAGAGAGAGAGAGAGAGAGAGAGAGAGAGAGAGAGA
Molecule: messenger RNA, 746 nt
Organism: Pogonomyrmex barbatus (red harvester ant)
Lineage: Eukaryota; Metazoa; Arthropoda; Insecta; Hymenoptera; Formicidae
Source: RefSeq, a predicted model, not a curated record